AUGGCCAAAAAUGAUGCGGUGAUACAAAGUCAAGCUGCCUCUCUUCAAAACUUAGAGUUGCAACUUGGACAUUUGGCCAAUGAAUUAAAAGCUAGGCCGCAAGGUUCUUUGCCUAGUGACACGGAAAAUCCAAGGAGGGAUGGGAAGGAGGAAUGCAAUGCCAUUCAGCUAAGGAGUGGCAAGAAUCUGAAAAAUUCUGAGGAGGAAAUAAAGGGUAGUGGGGAGCCCACUUUAAUCCAAAUCGACGAAAAAUUGAGUAACAAAACUGCCCAGGAAUUUGCUGAUACCAGUCCAGUUGAUACAGCAAAGGGUCAGCAACCUGACAGUCAGCAAUCCGCACCAGUAUGUUCUAGUCCUAAACCACCCCUUCCAUUUCCUCAAAGAUUUCGGAAACAGCAGCAAGAUGGACAAUUUAGGAAGUUUUUGGAUGUGUUGAAACAGCUCCAUAUCAAUAUUCCCUUGGUAGAAGCGCUAGAGCAAAUGCCAAAUUAUGUCAAGUUCUUAAAAGAUAUUUUGACAAAGAAAAGGAGGCUUGGCGAGUUUGAAACGGUUGCUUUGACCGAGGGUUGUAGCGCUAUGUUGAAGAAUAAAAUUCCACCUAAAUUGAAAGAUACGGGCAGCUUUACAAUUCCAAUUUCUAUUGGGGGACGGGAUGUUGGAAGAGCUCUUUGUGAUUUGGGAGCUAGUAUUAAUCUCAUGCCCAUGUCUAUUUUCAAGAAGUUGGGAAUUGGAGAAGCAAGGCCAACCACCGUCACUUUGCAACUAGCGGAUCGUUCCAUGGCUCAUCCGGAUGGAAAAAAUGAAGAUGUUUUGGUACAAGUAGAUAAGUUCAUCUUUCCGGCGGACUUCAUUAUUCUUGACUAUGAGGAAGAUAGGGAAGUUCCAAUCAUUUUAGGGAGGCCAUUUCUUGCCACGGGAAGGACUUUGAUAGAUGUUGAAAAAGGAGAGCUCACCAUGAGAGCUCAAGAUGAGCAAGCCACAUUCAAGGUUUUCCAUCCCAUACGUGGCCCGGAUGCAAUAGGAGAAUGCUUAGCAAUUGGAGAUAUGGAUCCUAACAUGGUUGAGGAGUCUAAAUUCAAAGUUAGUAAGAAGGUGAGAAAGAAGAUUCUCCUUAAAGAAAUUGCUAAGGAUCACGACGCACAAGAAAGCAAAGACAAAGCAUCAAUUGACUCUAAAAAAACCACCCAAAAAGAGAAAGAAAAAGAAGCUUAG
Messenger RNA from Cannabis sativa, 1212 nucleotides. RefSeq lists its product as uncharacterized. The record is from RefSeq and is a predicted model, not a curated record. Lineage: Eukaryota; Viridiplantae; Streptophyta; Magnoliopsida; Rosales; Cannabaceae. The transcript has a single exon. Bases 1 to 1212 code for a protein of 403 amino acids.